Messenger RNA from Hirundo rustica (Barn swallow), 2626 nucleotides. RefSeq names its product macrophage immunometabolism regulator (gene MACIR). The transcript has 3 exons. Gene Ontology annotation, biological process: negative regulation of fibroblast migration; negative regulation of cytokine production involved in inflammatory response. NCBI's taxonomy places the organism in Eukaryota, Metazoa, Chordata, Aves, Passeriformes, Hirundinidae. Bases 200 to 901 code for a protein of 233 amino acids. The record is from RefSeq and is a predicted model, not a curated record.
CAGCAGCUGAAGCCUCAUCAAAUUUACUGUUUCACUGCUUGAUAUGGUGUAAAGUGGGAAACAAUUGCUUCUGCUAUUCUAAAACUACUGUCAGUUGACUCCCUAAAUACAAAUUGACUUCAAUUAAAUAUAAUGAAUUGUUGGGUUUGGAAGGGAUUUCUGGAGAUAAUUUAGUCCAACCUCAGACCGUCUACCCAAAAUGCUUAAAAACUCACUGGAUGAAGUAUGUCUGCAAAAGUUAAGGCACGCAAAACUGGAGCAAAGCUUUGUAUUUAAAAUGGAAGUUGAUGUGAAUGGAGAGUCCAGAACUGCCUUCUCCACCCUCCCUGUACCUCUUGCAGAGGUGAGUUCUGCAGCCAGGAUGGAAGCAGAAAAGCCACGCUGUUCCAGCACCCCCUGCUCACCAUUGCGGCGGACAGUUGCGGGAUAUCAGAUCCUUCACAUGGAUUCUAACUACCUAGUUGGUUUUACAACUGGAGAGGAGCUGCUAAAAUUAGCCCAUAAGUGUACGGGAAGUGAAGAGAAUAAAGGAGAGUCUGGUCUUAACUUGGGCUCCAAACAUCUUGAUUCAGGACUUCCACGUUCCUCACGCUUGUACAAAACUAGAAGUAGGUACUACCAGCCAUACGAGAUCCCAGCAGUAAAUGGGAGGAGGAGGAGACGGAUGCCCAGCUCAGGGGAUAAGUACAAUAAAGCUUUACCAUAUGAACCUUACAAGGGACUUCAUGGUCCCCUGCCUCUCUGCCUUUUGAAAGGUAAAAGGGCUCAUUCAAAAUCCCUGGACUACCUCAAUUUAGACAAAAUGAACAUUAAGGAACCGGCUGAUACAGAAGUGCUACAAUACCAGCUCCAACACCUUACUCUUAGGGGGGAUCGUAUGUUUGCAAGGAAUAGCACAUGAGCUAUCGUCUUAAAUUUAGAAAUGGUUUCUGAUCUUUUCUCUGUUGCUCCAAAAAUCCACUGUUGUACUGUGUACAUGAUUGUCCACGUUGUAGGUGGUUUUAUCAGCUCAGUGUUACCAGAAAGUAAUUUAUUUGAAUACAGUCUUCGCAAUGCAGUGUUCUACAAAUACUUGGAGGGAGAAAUCUUUUCCUGAUCCAGCAGCUUCUGAUGCAGAUUUGACUGCAACUAGCGGAUAUUUCUUUGGACACAUUUUAACAAAAAAAAGCUUUUGAUUUUGGGGAUUUUUUUUUUCUGUACUGCUACAUCUAGUAUUUACAGUAACUCAGCACUGAAAAAUUGGUGAUGUCUGCUUGGUUGUUGCUAGUUUUGGCUUGAUGUUAGAAACAGCUCUUGGAAAAGUAUUUGAGGUUUUUUGGGUUUACUUUUUGUUUCUGUAGUAAAAUGUAUGGGUUUUUCUUACCACAUGGACAGGAAAAUGGGCUUGACUGGAUGAAUCACUUGCUAUUUAAAUAAUCCCAUUCAUACAUCUUGAGACUGCGUGUACUGGUGAUGUGGGUGAGAUUUGUUUGUAAAAGAAAGCUUUGCUACUUGAAUCCUAAUUAAUUAUUUUUUUAGUUUUUGCAUGGAAGUAAUUGCUUUGUCUUUUAUAUUCUAUAAAACAUGUUCAGAAUAAAUAUUUCAGUUAUUUAAAGCAAAUCUUUCAGGAAGUGAAAUUUUUGGGGGUGAUUUGUUGGGAGUUUUUUGGUGGUUUUUUUUGUUGUUGUUUGGUCUUUUGCUUGGUUUUGGGGGUUUUCUGGGGUUUUUUUAGUAGAUUUUGGUUUUACGUUGUCUUGAGACAGGAACUGGAAUGUCUGCAGUGGAAUGUUGGUGAUGUUUUUGAUUUUAAUUUGUGAUUUUUCAUUUAAUCUAUAGUGACACAGAAGGUGUCAAUUUCAGCGUAGCUUUGGAAAUUCCAUUGAUUUGAAGCACCUGAACACGAGCUCUGGAGGGCAGAUUUUUUUCUUGACAAGAGUGCAAGUGAAAUAUUUCUUGACAGCGUUGAAGAGAUGAUCUUGAAUUUUUCAGCAUAAUAAUGCUUUUGUUGCUUUUGUUGCUUAAUAAAUUUUUAAUUUUUAAUUUUUAAUUUUUAAUAAAUUUUUAUCCAAACAUGACAUCAAAUGCGGUUUUGACAGCUAUAUUUCUAGAUGUGUUUAAAACAUUUUGAUAACUAUUGUUUAGAAAUGAAAAAUAGUUUUCAUGCUGUCUUUUAUUUUAGGUGCGGUCUUUUACUGAAGCAUAUGCAUAACUUGAUUUUGCCUGAUGUCCUCUGCAGAAGUUAAUUGCUUUGAAACAUAAAUUAUUUGAUCAGUUGUUUCUGAUAGAAUUGAGAUUUGUUUGUUUGUUUGUUUAUCACUCAGAAUUACUAGAAAGCACUAGUUAGUGCACGUGCUCUGGAAGAUGAACAGUUCCUACUCUGUCACUUCACAGUUUAAAUGAAGGCAGCCCACCAGUGAGCAUUUUGUGGUUUGGUUAUUUUUUUUAAGGUUUAUUAGAAAAUACAAAAAAACCCUGUGUAUUUUUCAAAGUUAACUGUACUGCUGUAAAUUUAAUGUCUUGAGCAAUGAUCUUGAAAGUAAAGCCUUCCUAGAUAGUCUUUAGUUUGAAAAAUAUGUCUUUAGUUUGAAAAAUAUGUCUUUAGUUUGGUCAGAUGCCAAAGAAAUAGAGCGUUUGUUUAAGGAAUAAA